Molecule: messenger RNA, 786 nt
Organism: Lichtheimia ornata
Lineage: Eukaryota; Fungi; Mucoromycota; Mucoromycetes; Mucorales; Lichtheimiaceae
Product: ribosome biogenesis GTP-binding protein YsxC
Exons: 6
Coding region: 1-786 (261 amino acids)
Molecular function (GO): GTP binding
Source: RefSeq, a predicted model, not a curated record
AUGAGCAGCUUGUCCAAUCGCGCCAAAUUCAGACAAAUCCAACCACCACGACAGAUAUUUGAAAAGCUUGAACGUCUUGGCUUUGGGUCCUUGCGACGCACAAAACGAUAUGAAGGUGUUGUACGCACGUUGCAAAAACCAGAAGGUCCUCCUGACCCAGAGAUUAAAUUUCCUUUAACAUCGUUCUUUGCCGGUGCCAAAACGCCUGCAUCGUUUCCACCUGAAGAUUUACCCGAGGUUGCUGUGGUAGGACGUUCCAAUGUAGGAAAAUCAAGCUUGCUCAAUCGUCUCGCAUCUUCAACGGUGGUCCGUGUAUCAGACAAACCAGGAUUGACACAACAAAUCAACUUUUUCUCUGUGGGUCGCCUCUUCUUCAUGGUCGAUAUGCCUGGAUAUGGUUUUGCACUCGUAGAUGAAAAGGAACGACAAGCAUGGCGUCAAUUGAUGGAAGAUUACAUCUCAAGCCGUAAAAUUCUGAAACGAGUCUAUGUGGUGAUUGAUGCUCGUCAUGGCCUUAAAAUAGCAGAUCUCGAUUUCCUCCAAAUGCUGAAUAGCAAACGAGUGCGAUUUCAAAUCGUGUUGACCAAAUGUGAUAUCCCGGUGCUUCCAGAUCUUGCACGUCGCGUUACCAUGGUUCAAAAGGACAUAGCGCAAUACCGCAAUGCCAUCAAGGAUGUAUUGGUGGUGAGUUCCAAGACAGGGGCCGGCAUCAAUUUCAUGCGCAAGGAGAUGCUCUUUCUUGUGGGGCAUUUACGAUCCGACAAAGUACAAAGAAUUCCCAUGUGA